AUGAGUGCGCUUAAAAUUGUCCAUGCAAGUUCACUACUAUUCUUUCCUCCAAAAAGUACCUCAGUUUCGCCACAAGGCUUCUAUCGGCUUAUGCCAAAGUCAAUAACAUAUAUACGGGUAUGCGAUCUUCUUCAAGACGAUACAUGUUGCUUUGCUAACAACAACAAUAAAGCUUAUUUUUAACCCUAUGCAGACUAAAGUUGUAUUUGAGCCACUACAGCAGAGUAGCGAUGGAGAAAAUACUGAGUCCGAAAACACCGUUCAGUCCACAUGGAUUACGGAGAUUAUUGAGCACAAGUCUGAAAGCUUCCCGUCUUUAGGGUCCGUCCGAUUCCAUAGCCCCACGCCUGUAAGUCAAUAUUCAGAAAACCCACCCCAUUUGCAGGCACUCAUUCCAAAGUUUCAGACUGAAGGAAUAAAAUUGAAAAUAGACCUCUGGAACGAGGAAGAGGCAGCAGCAAUAGCACCUGAGGCAGCGUCAAGAGUUUUAGAGCCAUGGUUCAACGGCAGGAUACCCGAAACAGAUUAG
Hymenoscyphus albidus is the source of this 529-nucleotide messenger RNA. The record is from the annotation of a GenBank genome assembly. NCBI's taxonomy places the organism in Eukaryota, Fungi, Ascomycota, Leotiomycetes, Helotiales, Helotiaceae.